Solea senegalensis (Senegalese sole) is the source of this 3537-nucleotide messenger RNA. RefSeq names its product muskelin 1, intracellular mediator containing kelch motifs (gene mkln1). Gene Ontology annotation, cellular component: cytoplasm. The transcript is spliced from 18 exons. Lineage: Eukaryota; Metazoa; Chordata; Actinopteri; Pleuronectiformes; Soleidae. The coding region runs from base 43 to 2271 and encodes 742 amino acids. Gene Ontology annotation, molecular function: protein binding. The record is from RefSeq and is a predicted model, not a curated record.
GCGUGCGCGACGCCCUCUCUGCUUGUUAUUCUCUUGAACAAGAUGGCUGUCGUUCUCGAGAACGGUGUUCUGACAUUCAGCGUCUAUAAAUGGAGCUCUUACUCCUCUACAUAUUUACCCGAGAAUAUCUUGGUCGACAAACCUAACGAUCAAUCUUCCAGGUGGUCCUCGGAGAGCAACUACCCUCCUCAGUUUUUAGUCUUAAAAAUGGAAAGGCCGGCAGUUGUUCAGAGCAUCACCUUUGGGAAGUAUGAAAAGACUCAUGUCUGCAACCUGAAGAAGUUUAAAGUGUUUGGUGGAAUGAGUGAAGAGAACAUGACUGAACUUUUGUCUAGUGGCCUGAAGAAUGACUACAACAAGGAAACAUUCACCUUAAAGCACAAGAUUGAUGAGCAGAUGUUUCCCUGCAGAUUUGUUAAAAUAGUGCCUCUGAUGUCCUGGGGUCCUAGUUUUAAUUUCAGCAUCUGGUAUAUUGAGCUGCAUGGUAUUGAAGAUCCUGAUGUGGUGCAACCUUGCCUUAACUGGUAUAGCAAGUACAGAGAGCAGGAAGCCAUCCGCCUUUGCCUCAAGCACUUCCGGCAGCAUAACUACACAGAGGCCUUUGAGUCGCUGCAGAAAAAGACUCGAAUAGCACUAGAGCACCCCAUGCUCACCCACCUGCAUGAUCGACUAGUGCUACAAGGAGACUUUGAUGCCUGUGAGGAGCUCAUAGACAAAGCUGUGAGAGAUGGUUUGUUUAACCACUAUAUCAGCCAGCAGGAGUACAAACCCAGAUGGAGUCAGAUUAUCCCAAAAUGUAACAAAGGUACAGGCAUCCCAGAAAUCAACCGAGAUGACAUAAACGGUGAUGGUGAUGACAACAGGCCAGGAAUGAGGGGGGGCCAUCAAAUGGUCAUUGACGUCCAGACUGAGACUGUCUAUCUGUUUGGGGGCUGGGAUGGCACUCAAGACCUGGCUGACUUUUGGGCUUACAGUGUUCAGGAUAAUCAGUGGGCCUGUAUCUCCAGAGACACAGAGAAAGAGAAAGGUCCAAGUGCUCGUUCCUGUCACAAGAUGUGCAUCGACUCCCAUCGGCAUCAAAUCUACACACUGGGUCGAUAUCUGGACUCCAGUGUCAGGAACAGCAAGUCUCUGAAGAGUGACUUCUUCUGCUAUGACAUUGAUGCAAACACCUGGACACUACUAAGUGAGGACACAUCUGCAGAUGGAGGGCCAAAGUUGGUGUUCGACCAUCAGAUGUGCAUGGAUUCAGAGAAGCACAUGAUCUACACUUUUGGCGGUCGGAUCCUGACAUGUAAUGGAAGCGUGGAAGAUGCUCGGACAUCAGAGCCUCAGUUCAGUGGCCUGUACGCCUACCAUUGCCAGGAUAGAACAUGGAGCCUCUUGCGUGAAGACUCAUGCAACGCCGGGCCAGAAGACAUCCAAUCUCGCAUUGGACACUGCAUGCUCUUCCACACUAGGAAUCGCUGUCUUUAUGUUUUUGGUGGUCAGAGGUCAAAAACAUAUCUCAAUGAUUUCUUCAGCUAUGAUGUUGAUGGAGACCAUGUAGAGAUCAUAUCUGAUGGGACAAAGAAGGACUCUGGCAUGGUGCCGAUGACCGGCUUUACCCAGAGAGCCACCAUAGACCCCGAGCUCAAUGAAAUCCAUGUGCUGUCAGGCCUCAGCAAAGACAAGGACAAACGUGAGGAGAAUGUCCGUAACUCCUUCUGGAUCUAUGACAUUGCCCGCAACAAUUGGUCAUGUGUGUAUAAGAAUGAUCAGGCUGCGAAAGAUAAUCCGAGUAAAGCUCUCCAGGAGGAGGAGCCAUGCCCACGCUUUGCACACCAGCUGGUGUAUGAUGAAAUGCACAAGGUUCAUUACCUCUUUGGUGGAAACCCUGGAAAGUCUUGUUCUCCCAAGAUGCGUUUGGAUGACUUUUGGUCUCUCAAAUUGUGCAGGCCUUCUAAGGAGUAUCUUCUUCGUCACUGCAGAUACCUCAUCAGGAAAUACAGAUUUGAGGAAAAAGCUCAGUCAGAGCCAAUAACUGCACUAAAGUACCUUCAGAAUGAUCUGUCUCUCACUGUGGACCACACAGACCCCGGUGAGACCCAAGAGUUUCAGCUCCUGCCCUCUGCUCUCUUCAAGUCUGGCUCUGAUUUCAUCCCACUGGGUUUUUCAGAUGUGGACCAGACGUAUGCUCAGCGGACACAGCUCUUUGACACACUUGUCAACUUCUUCCCAGAUAGUAUGACUCCGCCCAAGGGCAACCUCGUAGACCUCAUCACCCUUUAGCCCCUCCCCUCUCUGAUACAUCCCUCCACCACCCAUCUCUCCACCCACUGGACUGACUUAUACAGCCCAAGCAACUGAUGGAUGAACCAAACUAGUUAUCUUUCUAUUCCAGAAAUUUCUUUGUGGAAGUUCACUUGGUGUGGAUUAGCUCUGCUUCAUCACUGUGACAUGCUGAUGUCACAAUCUGUGUAAAUAUUGGUGAACGUCAUAAACACAUUAACAUUACUUUCAUUUCACAAAGACUUCAUCAGCUGCGGUGUGUCUGUGUUUCAGUCCAAAACAGAAGAUUUCCAUUAUUUUCUUUUCAGUCUUUUUUUUUCUAUGAAAAUGCUAAUAUUUUUACUCACACAAAUAUCUUCCACGUCCACUUUCGGCAUCCACAUGUUUGAGGGAAAGAAAAGUAUGAUGGGAUAUUCAGGCACAUUAUAGUGAAAGCAAAAAGUGGUCUUUUUUAGUUUAAUUAAAAUUAAAAUUACCGCUAUGUUUCAGCUAUCUGCUACUCUCCCAAAUUAUUGAAUCUUAUAUGCAAAAUCUUAGGACACAUCGAUUAAUUACAGCUUAUGUUUUGAUGGUUUGGUUGUCAUUUACGUAAGAUUUCUGUUCUCACUUACUUAUGUACUUAACUUAAUUCAAUGGGUUUAGAUACUAUACAGAUAAAUGAAUUAUUCAUAAAUGUAGCUUUGAAGAUUCCUAAAUUGAGCACAUAGUUUAUGCUCCUUGUCCUCCUUCAGAACGCCAAGAUUCACUCAGAGAAACCUUCUCGCUCUACUUGUAAUACUCACUAGGAUUUGACAGUAUCCAGAUUUUGAUCAGGUGAAACACAUUUUGCCACAGUAUUACAGUAAUAAAAACUGAUGUGAAAGGGCUUAAAGGGAGUGCCAAAGACAGUAAUAGCACACCAGGUCGUGGCCAUUGGUCAAUUUUGGGGAUAGUUCACCCUCUCUACUCCUAAUUGCUUCUCAAUGUGCUGAGAGUAGCAAGUUUUUUUAUUUUGUUUUUGCAAGAGUUGCCCAGAAUCAUCGCUUCUUUUGUGGCUUUUAUAUUUUUCUCUUUCACUGCAGUGGUAGCAUAAUAACAUCAGGUCAAUAAACUUGAAUCAACAGAUACGGAAAAAAUACUACAGAAACUGAAAAGUCAACCUCACAGACAGAUGUGGUGGACAGGAAUUAAAUAAGGUUUACUUAUAUAUAUCUUAUAAGAACCCUAAUUAACGCACAUUGCAAAGCUGUUUUUUUUCUGACGUCAUAAUUAAAUUGUUUGAAUGUU